UUUUCACAUUUGUUACCGUGUUAAUUAAUUAAAUAUAUAUUCAAAAACCAUUAGAUGGUCUAAAUAGAAAGUAAGAGUGUCAAAAGUGUAGUAAACGGGUAUGUUUUAAAACUGAAUUUUGAAUUUAUGUGAUAAGAUAUCCAAACUACUCUGAAAAUGGAUAAUGUAUCAUACAAGAAGUAUCACGUUACGUUUAUGGAGAACAAUGAUGGAACAACUAUCCUGCAUACAUUCUUUCGCGUACUUUUAACUGUUCAGACGGCAUUACUGUGUUCUAUUCGGCCGAUGUUCCAAGAACAGGAACAAUAUGCAUACGAAUAUGUUUCUAUAAUACUAUCUAUGAUAACAGCCCAUACCAUAUUCGUUGACCAGUUGUAUGUGAUAAAUUUUGUAACCUUCUGCUUCAUUGUAUACGAAUUUUGUAGCACAAAUAGUGUACAAGAUAUUUACAAAGCAUUGACGAAGCUUAACAAUGUUAGCACUAAAACUAUAACAUUCCUGCGGGGCCUAACAUACUUGAUUACUGUGUUUUGCAUUCUCGCUGUGGACUUUAAAGACUUUCCAAGAUAUUUAGCUAAAACUGAGAGAUAUGGUUACAGUUUAAUGGAUACUGGGGUUGGAUUGUUUGUUAUUAUGAGUGGUUUGGUGCAUAAAGAUGUAAGUGGAGGAAAUUGGUACUCCAUUAUAUUGAGUAAUGCCAAAUUCCUUACUGUACUUAUUUCUUUAGGUGUAGUUAGAUUUGUAUCUAUUAAACAAUUAGACUAUCAUGAGCACGUCACAGAAUAUGGUGUUCACUGGAACUUCUUUUUCACGCUAGCUGUUUGUAAACUUGUUUCAUCUAUUAUUCUUUAUUAUUCUAAUAAACCAUUGUUAUUGAGUUCAUUAACAUUGAUUUUCCAUGAAGGUCUAUUGUACUUUGGGCUACAAGAUUGGGUGUUUGGUGAAAAUGACAGGGAAUCUCUGAUUGAUGCCAAUAGAGAAGGUAUUGUGUCAAGCUUGGGUUAUGUCUCAAUCUAUCUUUACGCUGUUUACAUUCGUUCUAUUUUCCGUAACAGUUUAGUAUCUACGUAUGAGAUAUUAAAAAAGUUUGCAUUAAAUGUAGUUAUUCUUUGGAGUCUAUCAUUCUUUAUGAAUAUAUUCAGACCUACUUCAAGAACAUUGGCCAAUGCAGGCUUCUGUUUAUAUAUUGAGGCAAUUAUUGUUACAGUAUCAAUGGUUGUUUAUUUCUUUGAAGUGGUAUAUCAAGAUAAGGAGAGAGGUCUCAGUUUCAAUGUACCUUACACACUGUUGGCUAUCAACCAAAAUGGUUUAUUAUAUUUUCUUGUUGCAAAUUUGCUAACAGGCUUGAUAAAUAUAAAUAUUAGAACAUUGUUAGUGAAUAGUUUCACCACAUUUAUAAUACUUAACAUGUAUAUGAUGCUAACUUUAGGAUUUAUUGCUUAUUUAAAGUGCAAAGGUAUUAAGAUUUAA
Molecule: messenger RNA, 1470 nt
Organism: Papilio machaon (common yellow swallowtail)
Lineage: Eukaryota; Metazoa; Arthropoda; Insecta; Lepidoptera; Papilionidae
Exons: 1
Coding region: 157-1470 (437 amino acids)
Biological process (GO): GPI anchor biosynthetic process; protein localization to plasma membrane
Cellular component (GO): endoplasmic reticulum; membrane
Molecular function (GO): glucosaminyl-phosphatidylinositol O-acyltransferase activity
Source: RefSeq, a predicted model, not a curated record